ACAAAAUAGAAUCCUCUACAGAAUAAUCCUACUUUCGCCAUGGCGGACGGCAAUUCGAGCAAUAAGAAAUCAUCACUAUCUGAGGCAGAGCGCGAUCUGGAGCAUCAAUCGUUCAUCGAGUUUCAAAAAGCCGACUACCAUGCCUGUCUGCAAACGUUGCAAAAAUUGCUCAAAACGCAAGAAAACAACCCGAAAGUGCUGCACAAUAAGGCGGUUGUGGAGUUUUACAACAGUGACCUGCGACGUUACGAUCAGUUCCGUACGGCCAUGAUGCAGCUGACUGGAUUGGUUGGUGAGAUUCGUACGGUGGACGUGAAAGACCGCGAGGCUUGCGCGGCGUAUGUGAACCAAGCGAUCGUGUUGUACCACUUCAAGCAACCGUUGGGAGCGCUAAAGAUAAUGCUGGCAGUGAUGGCACACUUUGAUCGGUUGGAUGAUUAUUUGCUGCGACGGGCUGGAAUUUUUACCGUACACUUGCUGCUGGACACCAACCAACCGAAGAAGGCGAACCGGCUGCUGGGAAUGUUGCAGAAUCGGUUGGGCAUUCAGGUGUACGCGAUUCUGAGCGAUUCGGAUGAAGACGAACCGCUGAUCGAUAACGAAAGCCGGAAGGAUAUUUCCGAGCUGCAGUUUGAAGAGUUCCGCAAGGAGUUUCGACUGAUACUGAUCCGGUCGAACUUGCUGAAUGGCAAGAAAAAUAUGUCAAUUCCGCUGGAAGAUACAUCAGAGUACUCCAUACUGAAGGGUCAUCAGUAUUUCCUCGGCAAUGACUAUCAGAUGGCUGCGAAGGAACUUUCCAAACAGUUCACCAAUGACCCGGUCUGUGUGAGCAAACAUGGUGAAGAUCAGAACACCAUUCUGGCCAAUAAUAUGGGCGUGAUUCAUUUUUCCGUGAAACAUUACGCACUUGCGGCGAGAUUCUUCCAGCAAGCGCUGCUUUUCGACAAAUCCGCAACGGAGGACUCAUCCACCGAGAAGGUUGAAGGAUCUCCGCUGUAUUGCGUCGGAGCUACGAAACGGCCGGAAAUACUUUACAACCACGGUUUGGCACUGUUGCACCUACAACGCCCGAAGGAAGCGUUCGAGUGUUUACUCAUCGUACUUAACUCGUACCACAACAAUCCCCGACUGUGGCUCCGGUUGGCUGAAUGCUGCAUCAUGGUUCACCGUCAGGAGAAGCAAAGUCAGAGUAAAAACAUUUCGCACGGCGCCGUUGGCAGUGGGGUACACCGGAAGUAUAUUCUUAAUCCCACACCGAAAACACCGGUCGUUGAUGGUGAUCAAUCGUUGGCCAUUCCGGCGACAACGCUCGAGUUUGGUGCGCUAUGUUUGCGCAAUGCGGUCACGCUGCUGGAGUUUCACGAGCCGGAACUUAUCCGUCAAACGGAAAACAGCGAUCGAACUGUGGCGUGGGAUAAGGUAUACGAAGGAGUACCUUGCAAUCCGUCGUUGCCGAUGAAGAUGGCAUCGUUCAACAAGCUCAAGUGUGCCGUGCUUGCCGCAUACAGCUACGUUCUCAAUACGCUGGGCGAGUACACACUGGCAUUCAAAUACGCCAAACAAAUGCUCACGGUGAAGGAUCUGCCAGAGUCUUACCUUUUGCUAUCGCACAUGUACGCUGCGGAAGCACUAAUUAUGAUGAAUCGUCCCCUGGAAGCCAUAACGUACCUGGAGCCAAAGUUUAUCAGCGACCUGACGGGCGAUGACUUCGGGAUGCGUGCAUCGGCGCACUGGAACAUCAACUCGGCCGACGCGGCCCAGUCCGUGAUGCAUUACAACCGGGCGGUGGUACUGUUUCUGAUGGGCGACUACGAGCAGGCAAAGGUAGCCAUGAACACCUGCAACCAUCCAUUGGUGGUGCCACAUUUGAAAAUGUUGAAAGUAUACCAGGAGCUGCUGCUGGGAAACUAUGACAAGGUGCAAUUAUUAAUACGCUACGAUACACCCCAUUUGAUUUAAAUUCAAUAAAUCGUCUGUAAUAAUAUGAAAA
Messenger RNA from Anopheles coustani, 1990 nucleotides. It is a transcript of the gene Not10, whose product is annotated as CCR4-NOT transcription complex subunit 10. Gene Ontology annotation, biological process: mRNA catabolic process; negative regulation of translation. Lineage: Eukaryota; Metazoa; Arthropoda; Insecta; Diptera; Culicidae. Bases 40 to 1959 code for a protein of 639 amino acids. Gene Ontology annotation, molecular function: protein binding. Gene Ontology annotation, cellular component: CCR4-NOT complex. The transcript is spliced from 3 exons. The record is from RefSeq and is a predicted model, not a curated record.